Messenger RNA from Topomyia yanbarensis, 1516 nucleotides. RefSeq names its product sarcoplasmic calcium-binding protein (gene CBP). Bases 509 to 1333 code for a protein of 274 amino acids. NCBI's taxonomy places the organism in Eukaryota, Metazoa, Arthropoda, Insecta, Diptera, Culicidae. Gene Ontology annotation, molecular function: calcium ion binding. The record is from RefSeq and is a predicted model, not a curated record. The transcript has 5 exons.
CGGCUAAUAAUUACUAUCAAGUUUCAACGAAUGUUUUGAAAGGCGAUACUCUCUCCGCACGCACGUUGCCCCGAAAGUAUUGCACCAAAACAAAGAGACGAUAAGGUCGCCGACAGCAGGCGGAUAGCCAGCGCAAAACAGAAAGAAAGAUUAUGGUGAUGGUAGUGUGCCAUGCAUGCAGAGCAAAAGUAGGUUUUUAUAGUCGUCGAUAGGUAGGCGCACCACAGGCAGGGAUCGCCGAAACCAACCUCGUUCGAGUUUCAAAUUCAUCAUUUCUGGUUCUGCCACGAGCGUCGUCACAACGCAUUUCGAGAACGCGAGUUUGGUUUUAAAAUUUGAACAGUUGAAAGUGUGGUUUUGUAGGUUGUUUAAACACAGUGUUUUGAAUAAAGUGAAAUAACAUCGAUGUGCAGUGUUUUGAAGAUCGUCCAAUUUCAACCGUGACAAAAACUGAGCUCAUUAUAUUGACUUUAAUUUUCGAUACAAUUUUAUGUGAAACCCAUCCAAAAUGGCUUUUGCUUUGUUGAGAACUUGUGCGCGGUCCUCGUUUCCGCUAUGGGAACGAAAUUUGGGCUCGCUUGCUGCGUUUGGUUCGACAAAUUUCACUCUGCUGUCUAAGGAUAAGACUGAGUUCGUUGCGGUCGGAACGAACGCGCCCAACUUGGUGUCCACAAGUGUACGAAAAUAUGCGAGCAAAAUCAGCAAACCAGAACGAGCUUAUGCCAGUGACUCCGAUUCGGAUUCUGAUGAUGAGAAAGACACACGAAGGAAGCCCAAGGGUGGACGAGACAGGGGCAACACUGAAUUUUGGCGACGAAAAAUGCGCACCCUGCAUGGCCUGCUGGAUGUGAACAAUGACGGCGUAAUUUCUUACGACGAUUUUAUGCUACUAACGGAAAAGUUCGGCUCUCUCGGUCAUUUGGAUCAGCAGGCCAAGGAAGAGUUCCGUCAAAUUAUGGAGAACACCUGGGUCCAGCAAUGGGGCGAAAUUUCACCCUACAAUCUCAUCACAGUCGAACAGUACCUGGCCGAAAUGCACCACGUGGUCAACGAUAAGGAUCUGAAGAAGAAGGUUCACCGAUUCCUUCCAUAUCUCUAUAAGGCAGUUGACAAGGACCGAUCCGGUUCUAUUUCGUUGAAUGAAUUCAAACUAUUCUUCCGCUGUCUGGGCCUAACCGACGAGGAUGCGGCCGUUUCGUUUGCCGUUAUUGAUAAGAAUGGUGACGGGCAGGUUACGCUGGAUGAGUUCGUGAAGCUCGGACGAGACUUUUUCCUGAGCGAGAACGAAGCAGACGUUUCGCGACGCUUCUGGGGACCCCUGGUGGAACAUUGAGAUCGAUCGACUUGUUCAACGCGGAUAUCAGGGAAAUGCGACAGAGUGAGGAAAGGUGGAUUUCAUAUAUGACUAUACAUAUUAGGUUUAACGAGAUGUUUUGAUAAUGAGCAUUUACAACUCUAUGACUAUACUUACUCUUGCAUUUUUGUCUGAUCCAUUGUGAUAUUCAAAUUUAAUAAA